AUGAGCAAUCUGAUUAAUUGCCAUCGAAAGGAGAAGGAAAACAUUGCGAGUUUUUGUAAACGAUUUGAAGAAAGGGCAAAGGCAUUGCAAGCUUUGCUCGGUGAUGAUUUUUUGGACAAGUUUACUGAGAAGAGUCAGGAAUAUUACUUAUUGGGAAGCGAUGCUGAACCAUCGCAACAUAAGAAGGAAUCAUGGGAAAGAUUCAUGGCCAACGGAUUUCUGUAUAAUUCCGAUAGAGCCAAGUAUCAAUCAAGAAUUGAUGGAAUGACGGCGCAGUACACGUUGAAGCAUCUGGAUUUCAAACAACGUUGUACAUUUCCAACUACUUUGGAAAAUGCUGCUGAUGUUUUGAAUCAACACAAACACAAUAACAGGAAGAAGAAUUCGAAUGGAGGAAAUUUGAAUGGACAAGGCAAACAAAACAAGUCAAACAACAAUCAAAAUGACGGAGCUCAGUUUUCGCAACAACAAACUCGAGCGUGUUUUGUAUGCGGAUCAAAAGAUCAUGUCGCACCUCAAUGUGCGGACAAAUUGAAGCCGCGGGAACAAUGGAAAAACCCGGACAAAUAUAGGGAUUAUUCGAACAAGAAUGGUCGUGGUAAUCGACAAAAUAUGCAACGUGAUGAAAAUGCAACGCGUGAUGAUGAUGAAUCGAGAGAUUCAAAUACUCAAUGGAACUAUGGACGUUUCAACAAUGGAUCCCAUGGAGGACAAUUUAUUCAACGAGGACAUACUGACAAUCAUCCAAGACAACAAGGGAUGAUGUUGUUCCAAGAACUCAACAAUACUGGUAUCCACUUGGAUAGUGGAUCUACUUUUCAUUUGCGAACCAAUGAAGAUGACUUUAAAGAAGGAACUCUACAAGGAAUUGAUGGAGGAUUUCAUUAUACCUCUAAUAUAGAGGGAAGAAGACUUUAUCGAGAAGGAAUCGAUAAGGUAUUUGAUUCUGUUUGUAAACUUGAUACACGAGCUAGCGACAACAUCAACAGUUUGUCGAACAUGGUAAAAGAUGGAUUUGAUGUAUUUAUGGACACAAAGAGAGAGAACAGCUUCUUUGUGACCAGAAACGGGACUACAUGGCGAUUUGGACAUCUCAAUGGAUUGUAUACUUUGGUUGACAAACCUGCUGUGGCAACAGCAAUGUUCCAUAAUCAUGCACGUGGACUUGACAAUGCUGGAGUAGACCCACGUUUUGAUAUUGAAAUCGAAAGUCACAAAGGAAUGGCAUUCAUCCUACAAUGUGAUAGGAUUAAUAUGGGUGAAGCGAUGGAUGCAUAUCACGGUUUAUGGAAAUGGACGAAGUUUAUUCAAUGGUGUUAUGAAUUGGCUAAAGACCGAAGAUGGGAUUUUGAUGAUUUAGAAAUUCGCCUCGGUGGAUUACCCGGUACAUUUGUUCAAGAAGCAAAACGACGAGGUAUUCGAAAAGAUUUUCAUGAAUGGACGGAUGGAAGAGGAUUUAUAUAUAUGAUGAAGUUCCUGCUGGAAUGGAACUAG
Messenger RNA from Cylindrotheca closterium, 1494 nucleotides. The record is from the annotation of a GenBank genome assembly. Lineage: Eukaryota; Bacillariophyta; Bacillariophyceae; Bacillariales; Bacillariaceae.